AUGGCCGCUGUCGGAAAAAAAAUAAAGGCUAGAAGAGUGUUCAAGUCUACUGUUUGUUAAAUUAUUCGGAUUAAAAAAUAUUUACAAAUAUGAGUGAACAACCUAAUGACGUUUCAUGGGCUUUGAAGCUUCUUGAUCACGAUUCUACUUAUGAGCCAAAUCUUAUAGCUAAAUAUUUCCAUGAACUUUAUUGUGGAAUGCUUGGAGGAGCAGUUCCUGCUCUCGGAAAUUUACUUUAUAGACGACCCAUUUGGGCAGGUAUGCAAAAUAUAAUUUUAGGUCUAGCAAUAGGAGGAGGAAUUGGACAUUAUUUAAAAAUUCGUGAAGAAGGUAUUCUAGCAACAAGAGACGCAACAUACCGUGAUUACAUUAUUCGCCAUCCAGAAGAUUUUCCACCUCCAGAUCGUAAGAAAUUUGGAGAAGUAUUCCAUCCGUGGUUACCACUGCGUUAGGAAAUGAGCGUAUAGUUUAUAUAUUUAAUACAAUAAUAAUAAUAUUAUUAUAAUUAUAAUUAUUAUUAACUUGGUUUUUAAUAAUACAUUAUCUAAAUACGCGGAUAAAUAUAUACGCGGCCUGUAAAAUAUACUGUUGAUUUAAAGA
Messenger RNA from Microplitis demolitor, 600 nucleotides. RefSeq names its product NADH dehydrogenase [ubiquinone] 1 subunit C2 (gene ND-B14.5B). The transcript has 3 exons. Bases 90 to 452 code for a protein of 120 amino acids. Gene Ontology annotation, biological process: mitochondrial electron transport, NADH to ubiquinone. The record is from RefSeq and is a predicted model, not a curated record. Lineage: Eukaryota; Metazoa; Arthropoda; Insecta; Hymenoptera; Braconidae. Gene Ontology annotation, cellular component: mitochondrial inner membrane.